Molecule: messenger RNA, 1990 nt
Organism: Abrus precatorius (Indian licorice)
Lineage: Eukaryota; Viridiplantae; Streptophyta; Magnoliopsida; Fabales; Fabaceae
Product: putative pectinesterase/pectinesterase inhibitor 45
Exons: 3
Coding region: 1-1791 (596 amino acids)
Biological process (GO): cell wall modification
Molecular function (GO): pectinesterase activity; pectinesterase inhibitor activity
Source: RefSeq, a predicted model, not a curated record
AUGGCGUUUCAGGAUUUCGACCUCAUCUCAGAAAGGCGAAGCAACGAAAAGAGACAAAAGCUGAGGAAGAGGAUCCUAAUCGGUGUGGUUUCUUCCAUUGUCCUUGUGGGUCUGAUAGGUGCAGCAUCAUUCGUUGUUGUUAGAAAUGACUCUGAUGAUAACACCAAUGGUGACCAGAAGCAUGCACCUGCCACUGCCAGCAGCAAACAACACGUGUCAACUUCAGAGAAGAUGGUGAAGUUGGUGUGUAGCUCUGCAAAUUACAAAGAUAAAUGUGAAGGACCCCUUAACAAGGCCAUGCAGGAUGACCCAAAACUCUCACACCCCAAAGACCUUCUCAAGGUCUAUGUGAAAUAUGCUCAAGAUGAGGUUGACAAGGCUUUUGAUGAAACCGUCUCUAUGAAGUUCCAAUCUGAGGAAGAGAAAGCAGCAUAUGAAGAUUGCAAGAAGCUGUUUAAGGAUGCCAAGGAUGACUUAGAAACAUCUCUCAAUGAACUUACAAAAAUUGAGUUGAAAUCAAUGUCUCAAAGAACUCCUGAUUUGAAUAGCUGGCUCAGUGCUGCUAUGACUUUCCAACAAAACUGCGUUGAUGGUUUUCCUGAAGGAAAAUUGAAAACUGAUCUUCAAAAUCUCUUUACAGAUUCUAAGGAAUUUCUCAGCAACUCCCUUGCCAUUUUGUCUCAGGUAGCCUCCGUCCUCUCCACAUUCCAGGCAAUUGCGCGUGGCCGUUUGUUGCUAUCUGAGAACUCCAAUUCCCCACUUGCUUCUCUCGACAAAAAAGAUGGCUUUCCUUCUUGGAUUAGCCAUGAGGACAGAAGAUUUUUGAAGGCUUUGGAUAACAAACCUACACCUAAUGUUACUGUGGCAAAGGAUGGAAGUGGAAACUUCAAAACCAUCUCUGAAGCUUUGAAUGCCAUCCCUCAAACUUACGAUGGACGGUAUGUGAUUUAUGUUAAAGAAGGAGUGUACGAUGAGACAGUGCUAGUAACAAAGCAAAUGCAAAAUGUAACCAUGUAUGGUGAUGGAUCCCAAAAGAGCAUCAUCACUGGCAGCAAAAACUUUAGGGACGGAGUCACGACUUACCAAACUGCAAGUUUUGCCGUAGAUGGAGACGGAUUCUUUGGCCUUGCGAUGGGAUUCAGAAACACCGCAGGGCCUGAUGGGCAUCAAGCAGUGGCUGCAAGAGUGCAAGGAGAACGUGCAGUAUUUGCCAACUGCCGUUUUGAGGGCUACCAAGACACUCUAUAUGUCCAAGCACACAGACAGUUCUACCGUAGCUGCAUAGUUUCAGGUACAAUUGAUUUCAUCUUUGGUAAUGCAGCUGUUGUGUUCCAGAACUGCAUCAUGAUUGUUAGGAAGCCACUGGACAACCAGCAGAACUUGGUGACAGCUCAAGGUAGACUGGACAACAAACAAGAAACAGGAAUUGUUCUACAAAAGUGUGUGAUCAAACCUGAUGACUCACUUGUUCCAGUUAAGGACAAGAUCAAGAGCUACCUCGGUAGGCCUUGGAAGGAGUACUCAAAAACCAUUGUUAUGGAAACUGAAAUAGGUGAUUUUAUUCACCCUGAUGGGUGGAAAGAAUGGAUGGGAGACUUUGCUCUCAAGACAUUGUACUAUGGUGAGUACAAUAACACAGGACCUGGUGCCAGCACUAGUGCAAGGGUCAAGUGGCCUGGUUGCAAAGUCAUCGACAGGGAGGAAGCUACCAAAUAUACUCCAGGGAUCUUCUUGCGAGGCACAUGGAUCCAAGCCACAGGUGUGCCCGCUGUGCAAGGCUUGUACGGUUAAAAUAAAUGGUUCGCUCCAAAUGGCCUUUCCAUUCAUACCAGUUGAGGUCUUGCUUGAGGGUUGAGCUGAUGACAGACACAUGCUACAUGGUGUUAGGCAUAGUGGGAAAUAUCCUUGUGUUUGUGUUGAUGGUGUGCUCAUUUUGAUCAAUUGUAAUCUUUUUCUUUUUUUUUUCUUUCUUUCUUUUUUUACCAUUUUU